GACGGAAGCAUUAGUUUACGUUCGUUCUUGUGCCGGUUAACAUGUGAGAAGAACUAAAAGUUUACAGCCGUAAAACAAGGUCAAAUAAUUGCGAAUCGUGUUCACAUUUUUUUACGUGAUAAAUCGGAAUAGUGAAUUAGUAUGUCAACCCAGCCGAGCUCACCAAAAAUUUUACUCGACAUAAGUUACAAACCAAUGGCUCCUGCAUUGGAUAUAAAAGACAAUGUAAUUAAACUGAUGAAAAUGGAGCCACGGCCCUACGAUUAUUUGUAUUCCAUGCAAUUGCAACCAAACAUCCCACAACAGCAACAAUCACUUCCAACGACGUUUUAUCAAAGUCCUCAACCAACCAGCGCGAAUGCGGAUCAACCGCGAUCGAUGAUAGCGCAGCCCACAAUACACGCGCAUCCCAGCAUAACGGAGUCAGCAAAUUUUGUGUACGCCAGUGCUGAGUCGGCGCCGACGGAUUAUAUACCAAUUAACAAGAGAAAUCGCGAAUUCGAAAGUACGGAACAUAAAAUGAUGCCAGACAGUAAGAAGCAGCAUUUGGAAUUGCCAAAUGAACAACAACAACAACAACAUCAUUUUAUGCAUCAACAGGACCAGCAAAGAUAUGUUGAGGAAUUUUUGCCAGAAUCGGUGGCGGAAGUAAAUUUAACCCUCCACUCGGACAGCAACAGCAGCACUCAUUCGUCACAAUUCGAAUUUGGCAGCCUCGAAAUGUGCGAACGUAAUGAAAAUAAUUUCAAGUACCAUUAUCAGCCAAAUCAACAGCGUCAACUGUGCCAGCCAGCUAACAAUAUUUUCAAUGCAAACGCGGCAAACAGUAGUAAGGGCUUGUCACAUCACAAUCUGCAGGCGCAAGCAAAUGCGAAAAGUUUAGAUCAGUAUGAGUUUGUGAAUUCUUUAAAGAGCAAUACUUGCUCUACUCUCGAUCGUGAUGAUAUGGAUUUUAUCCGUAUGAAUGGCAAUAGCCAUGAAACUAGCGAAGCCAGUUACGAUUAUGCAAACAAUGACGAGCUGAUCGAUAAUCGUGCAGAUUCCCUUUCCGACAAUCAGGAUGCUUCAAAACAGUUCCGAAAGCCAAGACGGCGUACAAGACGGAAAUCGAGCAGAAGUGAAGAUACCGAAGAAUUCCAUAACCAACGGGUAAUGGCUAAUGUACGCGAGCGACAACGCACCCAAAGUUUGAAUGAUGCCUUCAAAGCACUCCAACAGAUCAUCCCGACAUUGCCCAGCGAUAAGCUCAGCAAAAUUCAAACGUUAAAGCUAGCCACUAGAUAUAUUGACUUUCUAUGUCGGGUUCUAUCCACAAGCGAAAUUAGUCUACUGAAAUCGAUGGACAGCAAAAAUAUCCUAUCCAACAGUGGAUUGCCGAUUGGAACAGCGUCGAUUUUGAAUGCUGCUACGAAUGGAACAGAUACUGAAUUGAAGGGGUUGCGCCGAACCACAGGCGCUUCUGUAAUACCGCCGGAAAAACUUGGCUACUUAUUUGGCGUUUGGAGAAUGGAAGGAGACACACAAGGCAAAACGUAGGAUUAAGCAUAACUAUGUUCGUCUACUAUGGUAUUCUAUAAUUCAUUUGAAUGUAUGUAUGUAUUGAAAUAUUUAGCAUAAAAUAUAAUAGCGUUUUCUCUUCUCGUUACAAUGCUUCAUUCGGUUAGCGCUGCCUUAAGCUGGCAAAUUUUUGUGUCCGUUUCACAAAAUGUGAUACUCAAAAGUGAAGCAUUUCAUUCGCUUAAUUAAAAGUGUGAUGGCGAGCGUGUCCAGCUGAUUUCCAUUUUUCUGUCUACACGAGUUCCUCAAAAUAAAUGUGGCGAAAACUUUAAUUGUUACAAAAACAAAAUAAAAAAUUGUAAUAGGACUAUGAAUAAGUUCGUGCGGUUUUU
Molecule: messenger RNA, 1889 nt
Organism: Anastrepha ludens (Mexican fruit fly)
Lineage: Eukaryota; Metazoa; Arthropoda; Insecta; Diptera; Tephritidae
Product: protein twist
Exons: 2
Coding region: 142-1536 (464 amino acids)
Biological process (GO): developmental process; regulation of transcription by RNA polymerase II
Molecular function (GO): DNA-binding transcription factor activity, RNA polymerase II-specific; RNA polymerase II transcription regulatory region sequence-specific DNA binding; protein dimerization activity
Source: RefSeq, a predicted model, not a curated record